This is a messenger RNA of Colletotrichum chrysophilum, 4713 nucleotides long. RefSeq lists its product as uncharacterized. Lineage: Eukaryota; Fungi; Ascomycota; Sordariomycetes; Glomerellales; Glomerellaceae. Gene Ontology annotation, molecular function: protein binding. Bases 1 to 4713 code for a protein of 1570 amino acids. The transcript has 4 exons. The record is from RefSeq and is a predicted model, not a curated record.
AUGAGGAACCAUCAGCAGCCGAAUUUGCCCCAGAGCAGAACAGCCAAGGGAGGUAUAUCGAUGGAUAAGAUAUGGGCUGAAGCCGCUGCAUCAUUUGAAAGCAUCUGUGGAGAGUCAUUGAAGCGAGGUGAAGUUCAGAGUUUUGAGGAUGUUCAGAGAAGAAUUGAGAAAACUUGCGAGAGGGCUUCAGGUUCAGAGUCAAAGCCAGAAGACAAGUGGGACACUGCGAAAACGGUCGGACUCAAGUCGUUGGAAUACUUGAAGUUGCUUGUUGGAGCUGCGGCCCAAGCUUCAUCUCUGAUCCCCAUACCUCCUGUGGCAGCAAGCAUUACUACAACAGCGCUUUCCUUCGUCUUUGAUAUCCCUCAAACCAUCAGGGGCUACAACAACGCUAUUGAUAGCGUCUUCAGCGAAGUUUCUUCGGCACUGUCUCAGUUUCAGAUUUACCGAUCUGUGGAAAAUCUUGAUCCGUUGCUGGUUGAGCAAAUCCACCUGGUUUUGGUUAGUUUCGUCAAGAUCUGCGCCCAUGUCGUCAAGUAUCGCCAGAGUCGCAAACGCGACCGCUUCUGGGAGCAGACCAAGCUCAUCUUGGGCGAGAACUCGGGUUUGAGCGACGAGAUGGCCGAAUUCAAGGGGUUUCUCCAGGGUCAACGUGACGUUGAAGGCACCGUGACGCUUGCUGUGGUUGCAGAAACGAGGAAGGACAUGGCCGUUGCACUCGAGAAGAUUGUCGUUUUCGGCAAGAUCGCCGAGGAAACGCAUCAGACGGUGCAAGAGACGCAGAGGGGCGUGCAGUCUCUGAAUGACGACUCAGAUCGCACCAAGACUCUGACCAAGAUUCGCGAUAUUCUAGGUGUGCCAUUGACGGUUCACCUUGACACGACAACCACGCAGACAUGCGUCGACCUCGCCAACAAGUGUCUCGACAACACCGGUUCAUGGAUCUGGAAACAUAAUGCAUACCUCUCCUGGACUGCGGGUAAAGAGAGAGACGUGCUCAUCGUCUCUGGUCCUCCAUCCUCUGGCAAGACGUCAGCUUGCGCUCUAAUCACCAAGCGUCUGGAGGAGCAAAAGGACCGUACCUACGUCGCGCAUUACUUCUUUCCACCGAGUGCUAGAAAGUCGGAUGACAACAAGAACUCCGUGCAGUCUGCCUUGAAGUACAUGGCUUUUCAAAUUGCUCGGGUCGAUGCCACGGUACUGAAGACGUUGGGAAAAGCCUGCGACACAAAGCCGGCAGUCUUUCGCUCCUCUACAAGCUCGGAUCUGAUUAAUAUGUGGAAGGAACUCAACAUUGGGGCGGCUGGUUCGGGAGCCACAUACUAUUUUGUGUUUGACGGCGUCGAGAACCUACCUGACGCACAAGCUGGGAUGCUGCUGGACUUUGCUUCCGACUUUCAGCUGGAGCAAGAGUCGGCCGGGCGGGCGCGUCUACUGAUCAGCGGCACGAAUAGCUUGUUUGACAAGAACGCGAAUGUCAGCGGAGCGCUUCGAAUCGACAUGGAGAAGCACAACCAAGACGACAUGCGCAUCCUCAUUCAAGAUACGCUCAACAAAAAUGGAAUGCUGCAAAGCACGAAGCCAAAUUCUGAACAGGAAAGGGCAAAGGCAAAGAUUCUCGAGAAGAUACCUCCGAAGGUUGACGGAAAGUACUCACUCUUGCGCUUCGAGUUGGACAGGUUGAUGCGACAACUGAGCAAGCGGACUGCAAUUCAGGAGCUCGACGAAAUGCUUGAUCAGACAAUGAGCAGCCUAGAAGCCGCUAUCAAAGACCUGGAGCGCUCCUUGACCGCAGACGAGAUUUCAGAGCUCAAUGAGUUGCUGAAAUGGGUCAUGUACAGCCAUGAUUACAUGUCUUUAGCACAGCUUGAGGCCGCCAUGGUAUUGACCUCCGACAUUGCUUCACUGACGUCCCUCGAGUACGUAAUUCGGACCAAAUACUCGGCUAUACUGAGCAUUGAAGAUGAAUAUUACGUUUAUCUCCAGGACGGAGUGGAGGAAUAUUUGCAGAAGGUUGACACCUCUUCCGGACAAUCGCAACAGUCAACGGGAGGAUCGACCAUCAGUAUGACUAUUUCCAUCAACAAUGUCGACCAAGAGCUUUGUGGAAAUUUCCUGUGGGACCUUGCGGACAUGGCAAUUCGAAAUAAGUUCAAGUUCAACUUCGACGGCGAGGCUUUCAACCCAGCGCACAGCAGCAAGAGACCUCUUGCCGUUGACGAGCUCGAAGCAAACUACACCAUUGUCACUCAGGCUUUCAAGUACUUGAGCAACGAGCCCACGGAUGCGACACAGAAUGUUGGCCGUUAUGUUGUUGAAUUUUUACCGUACCACCUCAAUCGCGUUCGCGAGCUCGAAGACGAGGACAAGGGAAUGCUAAGAGAUGAUCAGCGUUCAGAAAUUGGCCAGGGUCUGUAUAAAAUCUUCAAAGACGACACAGUCUUUCAACGCCACAUCAAAAUCUGGCAGGAUAUUGAGUGGUCUGUGGACGAGAUGAGAGCCAUCCAAACGUGGCUUAUGGACUCCGCAGCGGUGCGAAAGGUGGAUAGGAAAUGGCGUACGGCUGUCCAGAGGGCUUCCAGUCCUAUUACGGGCUACUUGAAUGAAUUGGUGAAGACGGUGUUGCGGGGCCUCUUGAGACAGAGGAGCUGGCAAAUGUACAACGCUUCAAAAUGGCUGAAACGCUUUAUGGAACUGGGUAAUCUUGACUGGGAAACCACAAACAAAUGGUGUCAAGAUGUACUGGGUCUGCCAGACACUGAUCUGGACUCUCUGUGGUAUGAGGGUCUGGCCAAGGCCGCAUCGGCAAAGAAUGACUAUGAGGCGGCAAUUUCGCUAUACAAGCGAGCUAUCGAAUGCGAUAAUCCGAGCUGGUUGUGCUACCGUGAACUCGGGGUGGUAUAUGACUGCCUAGACUUGCAAGCGGACGCCAUCGCACAGCUUGAGAUUGCUCUAGACAGAGCAGCGCAGGACAACGCGCACCCCGAGGGCAACAACGUGGAAAUUGUCACAAUGCAUAUCAUGCUGGCGGGAAUUGCUGUGAAGAUAGACAACGUGCGUCAAGCGGCGACCCACUAUUCAAUUGCUUGUGAAAGCAAGGAAAUAUCACAAGUCAUAUGCGGCCAGAUAGGUCUUCUCCAAGCGACCUUGAGUCUCGCUGACCCUGCAGAAGUCAUACAGGUGUUGGAGAAGAUCUUUUCGAAGACUGACCAAGAGUUGGCACUUGAGUUUUUCAGAUCGGUGAUGCUUGAGGAUGGCUAUGAUUCCCUUAUCUGGGGCGUAUUCCGCUCAGCCAAGGAGGACUCAGGUCUUCUCAAGGAGAUCAUGAAAUCGAUGGAGUCCGCCACUGCGAUCCUUCACCGGAGGGAUGCCAACAAGAUGUCCAGUGUGCAAUACGUCGACGAUGAAAUCAGGGGCAUGUUGUUGUAUUACCAAGGUGUAGGAGCUUACAACUUUGGGGUCUCGACUAAUGGCAGAGAUCCGACAGAAGAGGCCAUACGGCUUUGGACGGAAAGCAGAGACUUUCUCAAGAGAUGCGGCGGACCUAGCGCGCUCAGGGCGCGCUCCAAAGCUACAUCAGCACUCUCGAACCACUAUUUCGAGAAGUUAUUGGACGAGGGGUUGCAACAUGACCACAUGGAGGCACUAACCAAAAUGGCGAAGGACGACUCUGAGGUUACAAACAUCGAUAUGGAAUCUACUGGACUUUUGGGAGCUCUCUACGCGCGGAACAACGACAGGGAAAGCGCCCGAGAGGUUCUCCGGCAUCGAGUCAAGGAAGCUUUGCAAAUUCUUUCGGACGACAUUCCCGAGAACGACUACGUGGGUUUCGAAAUGCUCUUCCAGAAUUUCUUGCAAUGCCAUGAUCUAGAAUACGCUGCCGUCGCAUUGUCUCUUCUAAUCCCACCGGACACCGUCACUGUGGCCCUGCAAUUCAGUCCUGAGGACUUGAAAGACGUCAGACCAGAGGACAGGCAGCGGUUGUUGGAGGUAGUAACCACUUUAGCGCACGACAUCAUCCAGGCUACAAGGGCUCAGGUUCCGGAUCUCUACAAACAGUACCAACGCCUCGAUGCUGCCCAAGCUUACUUCGAGGAUCAGGUUGCCACAGCUGAAAGCAAGGAUAACGACAAGGACAACGGCAAUGUAGAGACACAGAACGCAGCCGACGGCGACAACCAACCUACGCCAAACGGAGAUGUGGCCACUUUCCACGCGCAUUCUUUGCUUCGAAGCAGGCUGUUUGACCCUGAGAUCGAGAUCUACAUGACGAACGUACGAUGGGGCGCUCAUUGUGAUGGUAGUAGUCCCGAUGGAAAGAAAUGCACCAAUCUGGCGAACCGAGACCAGAAUUUCUUUCACUGCACGCACUGCGCCAAUCGAGACUUUUGCGAAGAGUGUCUCGCUCGAUUGCGCGAUCCUGACUCUGACUCGAGGGAUGUCUGCAGCCCGAAGCAUCAGUGGUUACGUAUUCCUCCCCAAGGAGACAGCUUGUAUUUCGGGGAUUUGGCCAAGAGAGUCCGAAAGCCUUCGGUGAAGGCCAUGGAAGGGGACGACAGUCUGUUCAUAAUAACUCCUGCUGGUGAUGAGGAGUGGAUCUCAGUGCAGGCUUGGCAAGACGGGUUAGUGAAGGAAUGGAAGAUUUCACAGGAGUUGAAAGGCGACGGAGGACUGCGACCCCCGCCUCCGCCCCCGCUGGAGGGGAAUCACUAG